Molecule: messenger RNA, 3442 nt
Organism: Scylla paramamosain (green mud crab)
Lineage: Eukaryota; Metazoa; Arthropoda; Malacostraca; Decapoda; Portunidae
Product: pseudouridylate synthase 7 homolog
Exons: 16
Coding region: 138-2759 (873 amino acids)
Biological process (GO): pseudouridine synthesis
Cellular component (GO): nucleus
Molecular function (GO): pseudouridine synthase activity; RNA binding
Source: RefSeq, a predicted model, not a curated record
AACAAAUUACCGCAGAAAAAAAUAUUAUUAACUAUAUAAAAAUUAGAAAAACGUGUUUAUAGUCCCUCCGAGGGCCUUGCCGCCUUACACUCACCAUCUCUGUGAAGCGUCUCCAGACACCAAAACAUCUAGCAGAGAUGGAGGACGAGGGCUCCUUGGACUGCUACUCGGCUGGUGAGGACAUCGUGGAAAACGGCAAGGGUCAGAAGGGUGGGGAGCAGCACGCCAGUGAGGACGGGGACGAGGUGGUGGAUCUGGAGGCCAACAACCAGGAUGUGGAGUUCACAGAGGAGAUCAUCAAUGUGGAGGGCAAGGACAAGGACGCCAAGGACAAGAAGGACGGGGACGACAAGGACGACAAGGACGGGGGUGACAAGUCCAAGAAGAAGAAGAAGCUGCCGUCCAUGGAGGAGGACAUCGGCAUUACCACCUUUGCCGGGGAACACAAGGGCUUCUUCGGCAUCAUCAAGCAGAGGUACUCAGACUUCCAGGUCAAUGAGGUGGACAGCCAGGGGAAGAUCAUCUCGGUGACCACCCAGACCAUACCUGAUGACCCUGAGGAAAUACCAGACAUGCCCGAGUGUGUGCCAGAGAUGCUGGAUGACACAAAGCUGCGUGAGCUGGAGAGGCUGCUAGGGAAGCUGAAGCCCAAGAAGGAGGCAGAAGAGGGUGAGCAGAAGGAGCCCAUUGAGAAGCAAGCCAAGCAGGAUGAGGAAGAGGAAAUAGAGGCAGAGGUGGAGGAAGUAGAGGAUGGGAAGCAGAAUUCCACCAAGGAGGAUGGUGUGAAGGAUAAGGAGGAGGAAGAGAAGGUAGAUGGAGAGAAGAAGGAAGGGGACCAAGAGCAAGAUCAAGAUGAAGAGAAGAAGAAGGAGAAGAAAGGUCCAGAGAUUGAGCAUCUGCCAUCACUCAGUGAGAUUUGGAUCAACGUGGACCUUGCCUCCCCGGAGGACAUUAGCAACGUGCACCAGGCCAUCAAGCACAAGUACCGUGGAGUGGACACUGUGUAUGGUGAGACUCCUGAUGGAGGAAAGUACAUCGUGGCACGGAAGAGGAAAGGUGGACUUCAGAAGGAGAGAACGCCUUGGCCCAAGGACCAGAUGUACACCACGUUUGUACUCUUCAAGGAAAACGUUGAAACAGUGGAGGCCAUCAACCAGAUUGCAUGGAAGGCCAGGGUGAAGCCCAGCUGUUUCGCAUAUGCUGGAACCAAGGACAAGCGAGCCAAGACAAGCCAGCUGGUGUCCGUCAAGGAGGUGUCCCCGCAGCGGCUGUGGUUGGCCACCAAGAACCUCCGCUCGGUGCACAUUGGUAACUUCCACUUCACGGACAAACCCCAGAGAAUCAAUCUCCAGUUUGGCAACCACUAUCGGAUUGUCUUAAGGGAGGUUGAUGGGGCAGAUGAUGAGGUGUUAGAAGCUGUUGAGUCUUUGAAGACUAAAGGUUUUAUCAAUUUCUAUGGCACACAACCUUUUGGCAACAACAGCGUCUUUUUGCGUGGUGUUGGUUGUGAAUUACUCAAAGGCAACUGGCAACAGGCAGUGAACAAGAUUCUUGCCCCACGGGACUCUGAUGUGCCAGACCUUCACCGCUGUCAUACCACGUGGAAGGAGACUGGUGAUGCAGAGGCGGCCCUCAAGAUGCUGUGCAAGGGCUGGGAGGCCACAGUUGAGUCUCAGCUGCUGACUGGCCUUGUCCAACAAACCGGCAAUGACCUGGUGGAGGCUCUCAACCGGAUUCCACGAACCACCCGCUCCCUCUAUCUCCACGCCUACCAGAGCUGGAUCUGGAACACCAUUGCCUCUCGUAGAGUCAAGAAGUAUGGCUUGAAGGUGCUGCCCGGCGACAUAGUGCGUCGUAAGGGCUCGGAUAUGGAAGAAAUGGAGGAAGACGCACCUGAGGCCGAGGGUGAAGAGGGCAAGAGUGGAGAUGAGGCUGAGGUCAAGACGGAGAUGGAAUCUAAUGGACAGAAUAUGUCUGGCUUCCACUUCCUAACAGAAGAAGAGGCUGAGACAACAGACAUAACUGAUGUGGUGCUGCCUUUGCCUGGCUACAAUGUGGAGUACCCCAACAAUGAGAUCAAGGAGUGGUAUGCCGAGAUGCUGGAAGCUGAUGGACUCUCCUUCAAUGCCCUCAAGCAUGAGAUCAAGGCCUAUGCUGCACGUGGUGUGUACCGGCGGAUGGUGGUGGUGCCCACAAUGGUGGCAGGCCAAGUAUGCUACUACAGGGAUGCCACCAAGCCGCUCCUCCAGUCUGACAUGGACAAGCUGUGGUCAGUCAAGGUGGAAGACAACAUCUUGAAAGAAGGUCCAAAUAAGUCUGCUAUUGUGGAGAUGACUCUUCCUACGUCCUCUUAUAUUUCUGUAGCUCUGCGAGAACUUCUCAAGCGAGACACUUCUUGGCAGUUCCAGGCGGCCCAGAACAUGCCCAGUAAUGUGAUCGACCGAAGCAGAGACCUGAGCCGUGGCGGCCGUGGACGUGGAGGACCCUGGAGGGGCGGUGACCGAGGCUCCUGGAAGCCCACACCUUGGGCCAACACUUGGAGGGACGACCGCGCUCCUGGCUGGCAGCAGGGCCGAGGUGGGAGGGGCAACUUCAGUCCGUGGGCAGACCAGGGCAGCUUCAGAGGCCGAGACUAUGGCUGGAACAGAGACCGCAUGGGGUAUGGAGCCCAUGUGACCAGUCCUGGAUCCUGGGGUCGAGGAGAUAAGCGCCCCUGGAGGGGGGGAGACAGCUGGGCCAAUAAGAGAGGGAGAUACUGAGUAUGCGCUGGCUAACGUCACAGGCAUGGCAGUGGUGUUCUGCAGAUCAUGAGUUUGGUGUCCAUAGGCUGGUGUUGUCUGACCUCAUUGUACUUAGUGUUGGUCUGCAGAGGCAAUCAGAAGGCAUAGAUGUUCAAAAAGUUAAUGUAUUAAGUUCAAUUGAUGAAUGUUUUCAUGAUGGUGAACUGACUUGUUUAUUUCAGAGCAUCUCUUACAUUUAGCAGAGCACUAGUGUUAUAAGGAAAGUAAAGCUAUCAUACAUUAUCUUGAGAUGUAAUUUAACUAGUUUCAGUAUGAGAGUUCAGCAUUGUCAGAGGAGAGGUGAGGUACCAUUAUGAUUUCCCUGUUUUAUAAACUUUUAAACGUGUCUUUUUGAGACAAAUAUAGAAAGGCUUUAUCAGUAGUAAACUUGACUGUCUUCAUUUCAGUUAACUUGUUUUUAUACUGGCAUUAUGCUGUUAACUGGUUGUGUGGUUAAACCAGCCACAUGAUACUCAGAUUAUGUAGAUCUUAUGAGAAGAUCAAGUGGAAGGAGCUAAGUUCCAAGCACCAAGUUUGUAUAAGUUGUGUAUUACCUAAAGUUCUUGAAUGUUUACAUUUUAAGAAAAUAAUCUCUUUUGUCUGGUAAUUUUAGAAGAUUUUCAACAUUUAAUGAAAUCAAUAAUCAUGUAUGUAUUAGUAAA